This is a messenger RNA of Alligator sinensis (Chinese alligator), 3293 nucleotides long. RefSeq names its product tryptophanyl-tRNA synthetase (gene WARS1). The transcript has 12 exons. Gene Ontology annotation, biological process: tryptophanyl-tRNA aminoacylation. Gene Ontology annotation, molecular function: tryptophan-tRNA ligase activity; ATP binding. The record is from RefSeq and is a predicted model, not a curated record. Gene Ontology annotation, cellular component: cytoplasm. The coding region runs from base 188 to 1609 and encodes 473 amino acids. Lineage: Eukaryota; Metazoa; Chordata; Crocodylia; Alligatoridae.
GGCCCGGGGUGGACACAGACCCCGCGUUUGUGGCCCUGCACACCGGUGCUGACGGCCCGACGGGCGGUGGCUUCUGCUGCAUCGCCCCGGCUCUCCACCCCCGGUUCUCCUCCAGUUUUUUGCUGAAUAAAACAUUCAAGACCUAUUUCAGAUUGUGAAUAAAAAGAAUCAUUUACAUUCCUGGAAAAUGUCAAAUAGACAGAACUGUGACUCUGGCUCUUUGAGUCCACUUGAACUGUAUGAAAGGGUGACUACGCAAGGAGAUAAAGUCAGAUCACUUAAAGCAGCAGAAGCACCAAAGGAUGAAAUUGACACAGCUGUGAAGUUACUAUUGUCAUUAAAACUGAUGUAUAAAGCAACAACAGGACAAGAUUACAAAGCUGGUUCACCUCCAACAGAUUUCACACCAAUAAAUAAUGCCCCAGCUAUUACAGAAGAUGAUGAUUUUGUGGAUCCAUGGACAGUGCAGACAUCCAGUGCAAAAGGCGUAGACUAUGACAAACUCAUAGUUCGGUUUGGCAGCAGUAAAAUUGACAAAGAGCUGAUCAGUCGAAUAGAAAGAGUAACUGGGCAAAAACCUCACCACUUUCUACGCAGAGGCAUCUUUUUUUCUCAUAGAGAUAUGAACCAAAUUCUUGAUGCAUAUGAAAAUAAGAAGCCCUUUUACCUUUAUACUGGUAGAGGCCCCUCUUCUGAGGCAUUGCAUGUUGGUCAUUUGAUCCCAUUUAUCUUCACAAAGUGGCUGCAAGAAGUAUUUGAUAUUCCUUUGGUUAUACAGUUGACUGAUGAUGAGAAGUACCUUUGGAAAGAUCUGACGGUUGAGAAAGCUUAUGAAUAUGCUAUAGAGAAUGCAAAGGAUAUCAUAGCCUGUGGUUUUGACAUCAAUAAAACCUUCAUCUUUUCUGAUCUUGACUACUUGGGAAUGAGUCCUGGAUUCUACAAAAACAUUGUAAAGAUCCAAAAGCAUGUUACGUUUAACCAAGUGAAAGGAAUCUUUGGCUUUACAGAUAGCGAUUGCAUUGGAAAGAUCAGUUUUCCUGCUAUUCAAGCUGCUCCGUCCUUCAGCUCAACAUUCCCACAGAUUUUCAAGGGCAAGGAGGACAUUCAGUGUCUUAUUCCAUGUGCCAUUGAUCAAGAUCCUUAUUUCAGAAUGACCCGAGAUGUAGCACCUAGACUUGGAUACCCAAAACCAGCAUUACUGCACUCAGUCUUUUUCCCAGCCCUGCAAGGAGCUCAGACAAAAAUGAGUGCCAGUGAUCCCAACUCUUCCAUCUUCCUCACUGACACACCCAAGCAAAUCAAGACGAAGAUCAACAAACAUGCCUUCUCUGGAGGAAAAGAUACUAUUGAAGAGCACAGGAAGUAUGGGGGCAACUGUGAUGUUGAUGUGUCUUACAUGUACCUAACCUUCUUCCUUGAAGAUGAUGACAAACUUGAACAAUUGAAGCAGGCUUACACAAGUGGGGCACUGCUCACAGGAGAACUGAAGAAGGCGCUUAUUGAAACAUUGCAGCCCUUGAUAGCAGCUCAUCAGGAGAGACGCAAACAGGUCACAAACGAAAUGCAGGCCUUGGCCCAGGCCCUUAUUGAAGAAGACCAUGGGGAAUGAUGGUCUCUGCCUCAAGCUGGUAGAUACUGGAAAAUAACUGCCUUUCCAAUCUUAGUUCUGCCAAUGCACCCAGGCCCUGCUAGCAACUACUCUGCAGUCUGGCUUCUGAGGAAGAGCCGUUGGUUGUGCCAAGCCACAUGUGGAGUAUUUUUCAAUGUGUUACAGGUCUGUAAGGGACCAGGGGGAAGCUAAAGCUUGUUAGUAGAGAGCAGCUUCAGUCUUGUUAUCACUUGUUUUCUACCUUAUGCUGAAAACAGAACUGCUUAAUUUUCUUAUUCCUAGAGUACUGUGAUCUAGCACUACUAAAACCAGAGGUAUUUAAUGAAUGCACUGAAGUCAGUGUUUAUCAAUAGCUAUUGAUCAUUUUUGUGUUUUUUUUUACCAUAGAUUCUGGGUAUCUCCCAAAUAUUUAAAAAAAAUUUAAAUCAUCUCCCUCGCUCUCUUCCUUCCUACCUUGCACAUAAAAGAAGCUUAAGUUUUUAGAUACAGUGAUAUAUAACUGUGGUUGAGGUGGACUUUUUAAAUGAUGUGGGUUUUUUAGCUCUCCAUACUCCACUAUGAACCAUGCUUGUGCAGGGUUUUUUUUUAAUUUGGCUCAAUCUAAGGCCCCUGAUAGAUAUUAUGUUUGUCAUGCAUUAUAUGCAAGUAUUGUGUGACAAAUUAUAACCUGCCAAAUGGCCACAUACAAGAUACGUAGAAUUCUCACAGGAUACUUCCACGUCACAGAAGUCACUGUUUCAGCAAGCAGUUUUUGUGGCUGAUUUGCUGUUUUUAUCCAGGAAUAAGCUGGUUUAAUGUCUGGUGUAUUUACAGUUUGUCAAACAAUACCUAUGUAUAACUUACAGCAAAUGUAACAUGUGCCAGACGCUUUAAGUGAUUUCAGUUCUUUAAAAGAUUUGCACUUCAGGGGGGGGGUUUGUAGAUUUCCCAUGUAGUUCAUCACUAAGAAUCAGUUUAAUAAACAAGGUUAAGUUAAAACUUGGUUAAUAAAAACCAAUAUAGAACAAACUUGCACAGGAAUUUGCAGGUCUAUUUUGUAAUUAAAUUAUUAAAAUCCAACUAGAAAGUUCUAAAAGGGAAUGUGAAAACAGAGUAAAUUAAGCACUUGCUUGCUGAUGGGAUAAUCUGAUAUUGCACUGGCUGCUUACAACAAUGCCAUGCUUCUGAAAACCAGCCCUGACUCAUAACAGUGUGAUUCUGUCCCAAAGAAGAGUUGAGAGACUCCCAACUUUCCGUUGCAAAUGAUCACUUUAAUCCCAGAGGUAUUUAAAGGUCAAUGAGGGCAAAGUCUUCAAAAGCUCCAGUGAAAUGACUGAGAGCUUUUGUCAGGUUCAUAAUCACUGGCUAAAUUUUCCUUGACUUACUGGCAUUUUGUUCGUGUCAGUAUAAUAAAAAUACGGAUUAAAGUACUGGAAGUCUGUGUCAGAUUUCUCCACUGGUAUUUAAUGGAGGCACUAUGCUUCAUUUCUUGCUGUUUUUCUUUUAACCCCUCUUUCCUUGCUAUUGUGAACAUGGGUGCAAUCCUUUUGACUGCUGGUUGCCCAAAGUCUGAGGCUUCUCUCCCCAAUGGUUUGUGACCACAGAGGUAAAUGAAGGAUCCACUCAAACGGUUCUGCACGCAGUGUUUGUGCUAGCUGGCCUUUAGCUGGGAGAAUUUAUCAGAAGUACGAGUUCUGCAAUUAUU